AUGGCUAGUGCGAAGAAUAUAAUUGUUAAAGAGGCAAUUCGGUGUGGCAACGGUUCGGCGGAAUGGGUCGGUGAAUGGGAAUCUAGGAUAGAAGGGGUUCAUAGGGAGUGUGAGGAGGAGAUUAAAAGUAAAAUCAGUGGGAUAGUCUUGCGGGAUGAGGAGAAAGAUAGAUGGAGGUGGGGAAAAGGCGAGUAUUCGGUGAAGGAUGCAUAUCAUGAAAUUAUGAAAAGAAAGAAAUUCCAAACAGAAGCAAAUAUAAAUAUGGCAGCUGCGUGGAAUUCUCUCGUACCUCAAAAGAUUUCGGUCUUGGUUUGGAGAAUUUGGCAAAAUAGAAUUCAUAGUAGGGACAACUUGGUUAAGAGAGGCAUUUUAGUUGAUUCUCAAAAUUCAUGUCCCUUUGGCUGCGGUACUGAGGAAAAUGUCGCGCACAUUUUCUUCGAAUGCCCGUCGGCUGUGGCUACAUGGAGCGAGGUUUAUGCAGUGGUGGUAGAGUUGUUCGGGACAGGUUUGUCGUCAUCUGGUUCGCUGCUAUGUGGGCAAUUUGGAAAAUAA
This is a messenger RNA of Vicia villosa (hairy vetch), 552 nucleotides long. RefSeq lists its product as uncharacterized. NCBI's taxonomy places the organism in Eukaryota, Viridiplantae, Streptophyta, Magnoliopsida, Fabales, Fabaceae. The transcript has 2 exons. Bases 1 to 552 code for a protein of 183 amino acids. The record is from RefSeq and is a predicted model, not a curated record.